GUUGCGAAGGAAAGAAAGAAAAGGAACAAGGAAGAAGAGAAGAGACGAGAAGGAUAGAGACGGAAUCUCGAGUGGUAAAAGAAAAACUGCAAAUACUGCAGAAUCCUCUUUCAGCUCUCUUUGCCUGGGGAAAUAUUCGUAGCUGUUUUCUUUCUGCUUGGAUUUGAAGGUUUUUGCGAAAUGAUCUGCUUGCUUCAGGCAAGGAUUUGCACAGACUGUGCUUCAUAAGGAUCAUAUUGGUGAUUUUUGCCAGUUUAGCAUAUUAUGGCAUCUUCUGCUAUGGGGGGUCCAGUUGGAAAACCCAGUAGUGCUAUUCCAUUAUUUGCUGAUAAACUUCCGGAGGAGAUUAAUGAAAUGAAGAUCAGAGAUGAGAAGGUUGAAAAGGAGAUGGAAGCGACAGUGGUUGAUGGAAAUGGUACAGAAACUGGACAUAUAAUUGUAACUACCAUCGGUGGUCGAAAUGGUCAACCCAAACAGACAAUAAGUUACAUGGCAGAGCGAACAGUUGGACAGGGAUCCUUUGGUAUUGUAUUUCAGGCUAAGUGCCUAGAAACUGGAGAAACUGUUGCUAUCAAGAAGGUCCUUCAGGAUAAGAGAUAUAAGAACCGUGAGCUGCAAACAAUGCGCCUUCUUGAUCAUCCUAAUGUUGUUUCUCUCAAACACUGCUUUUUUUCCACAACGGAAAAGGAUGAGCUGUAUCUUAAUCUGGUGCUCGAGUAUGUACCUGAGACAGUUUACCGAGUAAUAAAGCACUACACCAAGGCAAAUCAGCGGAUGCCUCUCAUAUAUGUCAAGCUUUAUGCCUAUCAGAUUUGUAGAGCUCUUGCCUACAUUCAUGGAGGAAUAGGAGUAUGCCAUAGGGACAUUAAGCCACAGAAUCUACUGGUUAAUCCACAUACUCAUCAGGUCAAGCUGUGCGAUUUUGGAAGUGCAAAAGUUCUGGUGAAAGGCGAGCCAAAUAUAUCAUAUAUUUGUUCUCGUUAUUAUCGAGCACCCGAACUAAUAUUCGGGGCUACUGAAUACACUACCGCAAUUGAUAUAUGGUCUGCAGGCUGUGUUCUUGCUGAGUUACUUCUUGGACAGCCUCUCUUUCCUGGUGAGAGUGGCGUCGAUCAGCUGGUCGAAAUAAUCAAGGUACUUGGGACUCCUACCCGUGAAGAAAUUAAAUGUAUGAACCCAAAUUAUACUGAGUUUAAGUUCCCACAAAUCAAGGCUCAUCCCUGGCACAAGAUAUUUCACAAGCGCAUGCCACCAGAAGCAGUGGAUCUUGUCUCAAGACUCCUCCAGUAUUCUCCAAAUCUUAGGUGCACUGCUUUAGAGGCUUGUAUCCAUCCCUUCUUUGAUGAACUCCGGGAUCCCAAUACUCGUCUUCCGAAUGGGCGCCCCCUGCCUCCGCUCUUCAACUUCAAACCCCAAGAGCUGAAAGGCGCAACUUUGGAGCUUCUCUCUAAACUCAUUCCAGAACAUGCUCGUAAGCAGUGCUCUUUCCUUGAUUUUUAGAUCAAAAUGCGAAGUAAAUGAUAUUUUCCUCGUCAGACAGGUAUGAAAAUCCUUGAAAAUGUAACUGUAUGUCUGUGAACAUCAAUUGUAAUGCAUUUUUAUUAGAAAAAAAUUUUAUGGAGGAUUAACGCUGCUUGUUGAUGUGGGUCGAAUGUUGGCUAUUGAAAUAACUGUUCACUAGGAUUAUGACUUUUCUGUCUUAAAAAUGAUUAGACUGCUGGCCUAUAUUUGAAUGA
Molecule: messenger RNA, 1736 nt
Organism: Cucurbita maxima (winter squash)
Lineage: Eukaryota; Viridiplantae; Streptophyta; Magnoliopsida; Cucurbitales; Cucurbitaceae
Product: shaggy-related protein kinase epsilon
Exons: 13
Coding region: 265-1500 (411 amino acids)
Biological process (GO): protein phosphorylation; signal transduction
Cellular component (GO): cytoplasm
Molecular function (GO): protein serine/threonine kinase activity; ATP binding
Source: RefSeq, a predicted model, not a curated record